Papilio xuthus (Asian swallowtail) is the source of this 794-nucleotide messenger RNA. NCBI's taxonomy places the organism in Eukaryota, Metazoa, Arthropoda, Insecta, Lepidoptera, Papilionidae. The record is from RefSeq and is a predicted model, not a curated record.
CCGUUAUCCAUACUUAUUGGCACGACACACUACUAACCAAGGUGCCACACGAUCGUCUACACUUGAAAGCAUCAGUCGCACUCGAAAAACUCCGUUAACUCGCCUCGAAAUACUUUCAACAACAAAGAAUGCAGUGAACGCGACAUAACGAACACUUUUGACGUAUAAAUUGGCGGGAAAAUAAAACAAAAAAUGGCGGCUAAAUACGUUUUAUUUAUAACUCUUUGCUUGUUGGUUUCGUUGUGUGAAAUGAAGAAGAAGAAAAUGGAUUAUCCGACGGAGAAACAGAUGGUGCUGCAGAGGAAGGAAACCACACCGGUUGACUUUACAAGGUUGGUCGUGAUGAGGUUGGUUUAUGGUUUCGCUAAAGUGUUGGGUUUCGAUGAACCGGUGAGCGAAAUACUCGAUGGUGCGUUCGUUCCACCGGGAGCUGAUGAUGAUGAUGAUCUUUUUGGUGAUGACGAUGAUGAAGAAAGCAUAUUUGAUGAUUACUAGAAAGUGAACAAUUGCAACUGAUUGGUCCUUCGAUCGACCUUCGAUUACAUGAUUGUGAAUCAAGCCCGUGAGUGUUCCAAUGUUGUCAAACUUUCUUUAUAAAUAAUUUUUAACCUAUACCAAAUAAUAUUGCAUUUAAAUAAAGUUAGUUUAAUUAAGAAAAUAUUUAUUAUAAGGCUAUUUUUAAUCUGUAUAAUACUGUGCUUGUCAUUUUUUUAUUUACUCUUUUUAUGUACCUGUCACAAGAAUUCUAAUUUAUUUUUAUUCAUACAUAUUAGUGUAAAUAUAAUUUAUAAUAU